AUGUCGUCCCGUGUAGCAGGGCCGGCCAAUCUGCUCACUGGGGAGGCUUGCCCCACCACCGAAGGGGGCACAAAAGGCCAGCCCCUUGCCCCAAAGGACCGCGCGGCUGCCACCUGCAAACACUCCAGUGCCCUUGUGCCUCAGCUGAGGGGUGUUCCUGGGAAAGAUGAAUGCCAUUGGAAGCGGAAAUUCUUGGCAAUAAGAAAAAAAAGCCUGCCCGGUGCAGACGCGUGCCCCACCCAGGCAGCUCCCAGCUUCAGGGGAUCCAGCGAGCGUCUGAGUCCCACUGCCCGGGAUCACAGGAGGGCAGGCCCGCGCCCCCCCCCCCCCCCCCAGAGGCAGGUGCAGCCCCUUCCUUUCCCCUGGGCCAGGGCUCCAUUCACAGCGGCUGCGCCCACAGCCACUUCUGUGGAUUUGAAUCAGGGAAGACCAGGCAAGCUGCGCAAGACCUUGGCAUCUUGGAAUCCGCAACAUCAUGCUGGACUUCGUAGACGAUACUCAGAUGUGGCGCUGGAUGUGAACCCGGUCCCAAGAAGCAGAGCUUCGCUUUGGGCAGAAAGAAGCAAACCCAUUAGAAAGGUAGGCAGGACGAGACAUCACCCAAAGGCUGCACAGCCAACGUCCACAGUGGGGAGUCCCUCUGGGGGCAAUGAGGGUCUCCGGCAAGAUUUGCCCAGAGGCUUAAAGCAGGGGGUCUUGACUGCCAGGAGGACGUGGGUGGAGAGUGAGCAGAAGGGAGGGCCCUGCCCCAGACAGGAGCGGCCCAGAUUCAGGCUGGGGCAACGCAAAGGCACAUUAGGAGAAUGUCUAUCAAAAUGUCUAUCCAAAACAGCCCUAUUCUGAAGUCCGCUUCCUAGAGCUGUUAAGAUUAUUAAGCACACAACUGUUCCCAAAUCCUAAUUAUCUG
Messenger RNA from Acinonyx jubatus (cheetah), 907 nucleotides. RefSeq lists its product as uncharacterized. Bases 1 to 843 code for a protein of 280 amino acids. The record is from RefSeq and is a predicted model, not a curated record. The transcript is spliced from 4 exons. NCBI's taxonomy places the organism in Eukaryota, Metazoa, Chordata, Mammalia, Carnivora, Felidae.